Paramecium sonneborni is the source of this 372-nucleotide messenger RNA. NCBI's taxonomy places the organism in Eukaryota, Ciliophora, Oligohymenophorea, Peniculida, Parameciidae. The record is from the annotation of a GenBank genome assembly.
AUAAUUUAUGAGUUUUUAGGUAAAAUAAAAUAUGCUAUGAUAUAGACAACGGAUUCAAAAAAAGAAGAAUUUAGAAAAUAUUUAGAGAAGGCUGGAGUCAUUGAUCAACUUACAAGAGUAUUGGUUGGAUUAUAUGAAGAGCCUGAAAAACCAAACAAUGCAAUUGAGUAAAUUAAAUUUUUUACUUAGUUAUGUUAAAAAGUAUUUAGGAUCACCAGUAGAUAUUGAUGUAGAUAAACUAAAAUUAGAAUAUGAAAAACUAAAAGAUGAAAAUAUCAAAUUAAAGAGAGAAGUUGCAGAAUUAAAAAAAGAAGUUAAUAAUUUAUUUUAUAAGUUAUUAGUUAUAAGCAGCCUAAUAAGAGCAAAAUUGAG